CAUUUGAGUUGUGGGAAGAAGUUGAACGAAUUCCAUGCACUGCUCAUGUACUUCAAUUAACUAUAAAUAAAGCACUUGGAUCAAUCAAACCAUAUGUCAAAAGAUUUAAAAAAUUGGUUAAAUUUUUCACAUCAUCUCCAAAACAAACUGAAAGGUUAAAUAAUGCCCAAUUAGAAAUUUCUGUAUGUGGUGGUCAUCAAUGA
Messenger RNA from Entrophospora candida, 203 nucleotides. The record is from the annotation of a GenBank genome assembly. Lineage: Eukaryota; Fungi; Glomeromycota; Glomeromycetes; Entrophosporales; Entrophosporaceae.